Messenger RNA from Limanda limanda (common dab), 1059 nucleotides. RefSeq names its product family with sequence similarity 89 member A (gene fam89a). Lineage: Eukaryota; Metazoa; Chordata; Actinopteri; Pleuronectiformes; Pleuronectidae. The record is from RefSeq and is a predicted model, not a curated record. Bases 126 to 662 code for a protein of 178 amino acids. The transcript is spliced from 2 exons.
UCCUCGGACCCGUCGCAGCCGGAUCCUCGAGCUCCGCUUCUUCUUCUUCUUCUUUGUGUUUUUUUCUCUUUUGCACCGAAAGUGUAGAAACAAACUUCCUCUCUCUUUUUCCAGCCUCGACCACCAUGAACGGGAAGUCUUCUUCUCACGGCGCCGCGGGGGGGGGCAUGGCCUGCAUCGACGGGCUGCCGCCGCUGCCCAAGAGCCUGAGCGGCUUGCUGAACUCCAGCGGCGGCUCCUGGAGGGACAUGGAGCGGAUGUACGUGAAGAAGACGAUGAUCCAGGACGACCUGAGCCGGAACCGGAACCACGGGGACAGCCUGCGGGCCCACAAGCCGCAGAACCUGGACGCGGCGCUGGCGCUGCUGCGGAAGGAGAUGGUGGGUCUCCGGCAGCAGGACAUGUCCCUGCUGUGCCAGCUGUGGUCGCUGCACGAGUCCAUCCAGGAGUACAAGGGCAGCUGCCAGGACCUGAGCGCCGCCUCCAGCCUCAGCCUGAUGGAGAACGGCUACUUCGACGAGGACGACGAGUAUUACCCGGAGACGGGCGCCACCCCCACCGGGGAGCAGCCGGACGGGGGGGUCGGAGACGGCACGGCGGCGAAGAACGGGAGCGGCAUCGGCAAAGACGACAGCUGGGACUCGUUUCACGUCACCAUCUGAGGCCUGGGUUCUCAGCGUCUCUCUGCAGAUGGAAAGACACUUCGGGGGAAACGGACUGAGUGAAGCUGGAGGAGAAGUGGAGCGGCUCUAGAAGAAAAGCUGUUGGCCGUGGAGAAGGGAGCGAUGGUCAGAGACGUGGUGUCUCUUCACCGGAGCAGACUGUAAAUACAAAGCACCAGCUCCAGUUCUCCGGGGGAAACGUUCACCUGCCGAACCUCUGAAACACUCAGGAGUCCAGAUGGAUUGUUUUCAAAGACUUUGCAUUCUCAAAAUUAGGCAAAACACAUAUAUAUAUAUAUAUAUAUGACGUAUUACCUUUUUAUAAUCGGCUCUGCUGCUGCUUCUGUAUCCACAAGCCAGGCUCCCUUUUUGGCAGAACAUUUUUUUUUUUUUUUUU